This is a messenger RNA of Asterias rubens (European starfish), 376 nucleotides long. RefSeq names its product DNA-directed RNA polymerase I subunit RPA12-like. The coding region runs from base 2 to 376 and encodes 124 amino acids. Gene Ontology annotation, biological process: DNA-templated transcription; termination of RNA polymerase I transcription. The transcript is spliced from 4 exons. Gene Ontology annotation, cellular component: RNA polymerase I complex. The record is from RefSeq and is a predicted model, not a curated record. NCBI's taxonomy places the organism in Eukaryota, Metazoa, Echinodermata, Asteroidea, Forcipulatida, Asteriidae. Gene Ontology annotation, molecular function: zinc ion binding; DNA-directed RNA polymerase activity; nucleic acid binding.
CAUGGACGGAGAGGAGUCAUUUGCUUCUUCGAGAGAAUUUUGCCCGCAAUGUGGCUCCGUUUUACCGUUUCCUGAGAAAGGAACGGUAGUUAUGAAGUGCAAGAAAUGUCCUGACAAAGUAAAUGCAAAAAGUAACUGCAUUAUACAUGGUGUGUUCUAUCAUUCAUACCUUCGUCUCAACUCUCCCAAGGAUGUUGAAGGUCGUCACGAGGUCAUCAGCCAGAAAUACCUAGGACCACUGAUUGACAGUGCAUGUGCCAAGUGCGGUCACGAUGGACUUCAUUUCCACACCAGGCAAACACGAUCAGCUGAUGAAGGACAAACCGUCUUCUAUUUUUGCCCGUCAUGCAGGCAUCAAGAGAUUGAGUACUCUUGA